Molecule: messenger RNA, 825 nt
Organism: Rhagoletis pomonella (apple maggot)
Lineage: Eukaryota; Metazoa; Arthropoda; Insecta; Diptera; Tephritidae
Gene: Rpp21
Product: ribonuclease P protein subunit p21
Exons: 2
Coding region: 121-564 (147 amino acids)
Biological process (GO): tRNA processing
Cellular component (GO): nucleolar ribonuclease P complex
Source: RefSeq, a predicted model, not a curated record
AAAUCUUUUUGUCUUUUACGCUGGGUGGGUCUUUCAAGAAGAAGAAGAGCGUAAUUUUAAGCCUUAUGCUGGCUUGUGCAUAUUUUUCCAUUUGUAAUAGCGUGGUUAAUAAAUAAUAACAUGUCCGGCAAAAAACAUCAAGCAUUUCAAGGAAAAGAAUGCUUUAGUCGAAUGAAUUUUCUCUAUCAAGCAUCCAUGUUGAUGGCAGGCAGGAACAACACUUUAGCUGCUUACUAUGGCCAGCUGUGUCGGAACAUUGGCAAAAAAGCUGUGCUUAGGAUUGAUCCGGACUUAAAACGACAGUUUUGCAAGCGUUGCUCCCUUGCGUUGCAGCCGGGUAUCACCGCUGAUUUGAAUGCACUCUCUCGUCGGAGGCGUCGAAAAUCUGCAAAGAUUGCAGAAGACAUUGAUGAAAACACGAGCUUGCAGUUGACAUGUCGCCAGUGUGGAUUUAGGCGUCAGUAUGUAGUAAAUCCGGAUCAUAAAUUCUGGUUGGAGAACGACGAGUCUGUGGUGGAAUCUAUUACUGUUGGAAAUGAAAAUACGGAACAUAAACAAAACUAGCAUAUUGCAACAACGCCUUUAGGAAAAAUUAACAACUUGGUUAGCUUCUAGGUAUAAAGCUCAAAUGGCAAGCGGAUUUAGACAGUUUUUCUUUUAUAGUAUAAGAAAAUGGACGCUUACUACACAAAUUCUACAACGUGAACUAAAAUUUAAACUGCACUUCGGGCUAUUUAAGCUUUCAUACAUAUAUCGCAGAGAAUAAUUUCUAGUAAGGCAAAUAUGCUAAAAUAAAGUACAUACUUUUAUUUUCAAUACUCAAAA